Messenger RNA from Menidia menidia (Atlantic silverside), 1779 nucleotides. The record is from the annotation of a GenBank genome assembly. NCBI's taxonomy places the organism in Eukaryota, Metazoa, Chordata, Actinopteri, Atheriniformes, Atherinopsidae.
CGCCGCUGCCUCCUGACGGUGUUGAGGUGUCAGUCACACAAACGCACAUCUGUUCAUUUACAGGUUCAUGAACAGUGCUCGUAUACUGGAGAUCAUUAAUGGACAUUUUCUUAAAAAAAUAUUUUGUUUGUUUUUUGCUUUAAUCUUUUGUUCCUUCCAGAACUGCAUUUUGAGAUGGAAAACCAACAUUUUGCAGUAAGGGGUCCUGCUGGAGAGCUUUUACGCAUCGCAAGUCAGGGAGCGUCCCUACAGAUAAUGCUGUUGGGGAAAUUUUAAUCGGUAACCAAGCUGUUCACCGGAGGCUAAAAAUGAAGUACGGAGCUGUGGUUCUUGCAGCUGGACUCUCCGGUUUGCUCAGCUUCAGCCUCCUUGCUGUGGCAAUUGGGACCGAUUACUGGUACAUCAUCGAUGUUAAUAAACCCAACUACACAGGUCCAGAUGACCUCAGCUCCCGUUCUGGACUGUGGAACAUCAUUGAAGGAGCAAAUAGGAGGGCAGUCAUCUCCUCUUUCACGGCCAAUAUUUCCAGCCUGUCAGAGGCAGAGAGGCACAUGCUUGAAUUGCACAAAGUGGUGGUCAUCAUGCUGCCUCUCAGCCUGGUUCUGCUGGUGUUUGGCUGGAUCUUCGGACUUGUCAGUUCGUUGGCCUGCAGUCCCAGGCUGCUAGCUGCCACAGCUCUCUACUUUCUACUCUGCAGUGUUUUAACCCUGACUGGGAUCAGCAUCUAUAUCAAAUACUCCAAUCAGGCCAUGGAGGAGUUCCAGACAAUGGUGUCUCCUGAGAGCCUCAUCUACGUGCAUGUGUCGUUUGGGUGGUCUGUAGCCACGGCAUGGCUCUCCUACAGCCUGGAGGUGGCGACUGGAAUGCUGCUUAUGCUGGCGGCCAGAAUAACUCAAAUGAAAGGACGUUACGACUCCGGCGUAGCUAUCGCCAUGUUAUAAUUAAACUAAAAGCUCCAAUAUAGAUAAGUUGGUUUCUUCUCAAUUAUUUUGUAAUCUAAGUCAAAUAGCUAAAAAAAAAGAUGGAUUAGAUUGACCGUUGAGACCAGCGAAUGUACAGUACAGCGCACAUACUUUACAAAAGUGCAACAUGAGAUACAGAGGAGCUGAUUAAAUUAUGUUUCUGAAUACCGGUUUCUUUGUUAUCACUGGUUCAUUGUAAUGCCUGCUUUUCAGCUUCACAGUGGCGUUGACUCUUCAUUGUGCCUUUUCUCCUUGCUCUGCAACAUGAACACGUGCAAAGCUAACUUGUAUGAAUCUUGUUUGUUUUUUAUGUGUGUAAGCCCUUAGCUUCAAGUUUGUCCCGUGUUUGAAUACAACCUGGUUGAAUUGUAUUUAUGAAUUGUGUCCAACUGGAAUUGCUGCUACAUUGUUGGUUGAGGUUUAAGGGUAAAUUUGCAAUACACAACUGUGAAGAAGCUUUCAGUCUAUACAGAAAAUGAGAAGGCGUUGAGUAGCUGACUUUUAGCACGUCUUGUGAGUUUAUAGCUCUUGCUUUCAAAUUCUUGCGCCCAUGUGAUCUGUAGAUAUUAAUUAUGGAAAAAGGGCUUAAAAUACGAUAAAAGUGCAUGUGUUGCUAUCUGCUUCACUGUUGUUAAUGACUAUUGUGAUCACCUGUGUGAGAGCAACAAAACAGUACAAGUAAACGGAGCAUUUCACAGGUAUGAUUUGUUUAGUAUUGAUGUUCUGUCCUUGCUCAAGUUUUCAUAAUUAAUAUUGUAAAGUUUAAGAUAUGUGGCACACACGCAAUAAAACGAUAUAAAUAAAACAGCUGAAUAAG